Diaporthe batatas is the source of this 2546-nucleotide messenger RNA. RefSeq lists its product as uncharacterized. The transcript is spliced from 3 exons. The record is from RefSeq and is a predicted model, not a curated record. Gene Ontology annotation, biological process: proteolysis. The coding region runs from base 91 to 1431 and encodes 446 amino acids. Gene Ontology annotation, molecular function: metalloaminopeptidase activity. NCBI's taxonomy places the organism in Eukaryota, Fungi, Ascomycota, Sordariomycetes, Diaporthales, Diaporthaceae.
CUCGACUCAGUGGGGUCGGUUUUUCCCACAACCAAGUCCGAGGUAGCUUGAUCUCACUUCCUGCUUUUUCUCAGGAGAGGCAGAAUCAACAUGGCGGCUCAGGCUCCCGCAGAAGAGCUGAACAAGCUCACAGUCAACGACGCUGCCGCCACUACCAAGGCCACGGCGCAGGGUGGUGUUGCCGACCAGGACAGUGAUGGCUCGGAUGACGAGGCAGACGAUGGCAACGCUGAUGCCCAGGUAGAGGGCGAAGGCGCAGCCAAAAAGAAGAAGAAGAAGAACAAGAAAAAGAAGAAGAAGAAGAAGGCAACCACCCAGUCCGACCCCCCACGAGUCCUCCUGUCACAGCUGUUCCCCAAUGGCAGCUACCCCAAGGGCGAGGAGGUCGAGUACAUCGGGGAGGAGAACCUCAGGCGCACGACCGACGCCGAGGUACGGGAGCGCGAGCGGCUGCUCAUGAACGAUGACUUCCUCCGCGACUACCGACACGGCGCCGAGACACACCGGCAGGUGCGGCAGUGGGCGCAGAAGUGGAUCCAGCCGGGCAUGGGGCUCACCGAAAUCGCCAACGGCAUCGAGGAUAGCGUACGGGCGCUUGUAGGCCAUUCGGGGCUGGAGGAGGGCGACGCCAUCGUGGCGGGUAUGGGCUUCCCGACCGGCCUGAACCUGAACGACGUUGCAGCGCAUUACUCGCCCAACGCGAUCAACAACAAGGUUUUUGGACAGGACGACGUCAUGAAGAUUGACAUCGGCGUGCACGUCAACGGCCGCAUCGUGGACAGUGCCUUCACCAUGGCCUUUGACCACAAGUACGACAACCUGCUGGAGGCGGUCAAGGCAGCCACCAACACUGGUGUGAGGGAGGCAGGCAUCGACGCCCGGCUCGGCGAGAUCGGCGGGGCCAUCCAGGAGACCAUGGAGAGCUACGAGAUCGAGCUGGACGGCAAGACAUACCCGAUCAAGUCGAUCCGCAACCUGAACGGGCACACAAUCCACCACUACAGCAUCCAUGGCGACAAGAGUGUGCCCAUUGUCAAGACCGAGGACCAGACCAAGAUGGAGGAGGGCGACGUGUUCGCCAUCGAGACAUUCGGCAGCACCGGAAACGGCUACGUGAGGGAUCAGGGCGAAGUGUCGCACUACGCGCUCAUGGCCGAUGCGCCCAAGGUGGACCUGAGGCUGUCGUCAGCCAGGUCGCUGCUCAGCACCAUCAAGAAGAACUUUGGCACCCUGCCGUUCUGCAGGCGGUACCUGGAUCGCAUCGGCUGCGACAAGUACCUUCUGGGGCUCAACAACCUUGUCAACACCGGCAUCGUGCAGGACUACCCUCCGCUGGUUGACAAGAAGGGGUCCUACACGGCGCAGUUCGAACACACCAUCCUGAUCAAGCCAAGCUGCAAGGAGAUCAUCAGCCGAGGAGACGACUAUUAAGUUAACCUAGGGCGGAGUUCGCAACCUGGGCUAAUAGACAGCGCUGUAUCCGUAGUGCAUAAUGUUGCGUGAUACAUCAUCAACAUUAUGACAGCAACCAAAAUGUGGGUUGCGCGUUGCCUGCUUCAUGGUUCCCCGUCCCCCUCCGCGGACGGUGCUCUCUUUGCUCGGUCAAACCGACAGUCACCAUUAGAAUCAUAGUAAAGGCCCCUUUGGAGCGGAGUCGCGAGCAGACUAUCUUACUGCACGCGCAGUUCAGGGGAACUCGUCGCCAAGCUGUAUCCUGAUUCUGAUAGCUGGCCUCGCUGGUAUGCAGUAACCACGGGAUUGGGGUUAUCACGAAUUAGAUACUAGGCAUAAUCCAGGACCAGGACAUCACCCUCCUCUUUACGCAACAAGCCAGGCAUCAGUAUCGCGGCUUGUGCAAAUUAUGGACGCCACAUGCUGGACUGUCAGGGCCGGGUGCUGUCAAGGAACGCGGAUAUGACAACAUACAUCCGUAAAGACAAAUGGAACGGCCUCGAAUCGGCGUCGAUGUUUUUGUCGUGUGCCCCAAUGCGUGACGUUCCGGCCGGCCGAUCGCGCUCAUCAUUCGCUCAGCGGCAUCAAAUGCAUGGUUCGCGGAGCCGGUAUGACCCGCAAAAACAAAAGGAUCUUCCCUAUGACCAACCUAGCAGAUCGCCACUAAGUCGAGGCGGUGGACUGUUAGCGCACGGUUUGUCACAGACCGCGUCCCCGCCGUCCCCGCCCCGCCGUCGGUUCGUCCCCCCCUUGCAGCCUUUGUCGACCCCGGCUUCUUGGGGCCAAACUGGCAUCUCGUGAUUGGCUCGAUAAAACACUUGGUUCCGAUCUACUUUCGUUCGCCCUUUCGCCGCCGCCGCCAGAAUUUUCGAAACUCUAAUCAGCGGCCCCAUUAAAAACGCGCACCCUGUCGCUCUCCGCUAUCUUUUGCCAUCUUGUGAAAAUCCUCCAUCUUCCAGUCACACGUUCACCACCAGGCUUGGACUGCCAAUACUUUCCUUUUCACCCUUUCACUUAUCGAGUCGUUUGCAUAGACGUUGAUUUCCUACAAAAAGCCGACCCAGACUGAGAUAAAAGAGUCAAGAGUCAAGAGU